Cylindrotheca closterium is the source of this 2130-nucleotide messenger RNA. NCBI's taxonomy places the organism in Eukaryota, Bacillariophyta, Bacillariophyceae, Bacillariales, Bacillariaceae. The record is from the annotation of a GenBank genome assembly.
AUGAUUGAUGAAGUAGCCCGUGAGUUGGAUAGAUUGAGCCAACCCAUUGAAGAAGAAAUAAUGUUCAGCGUUGAAGAUGAUGACGAUGACUAUGAGGGUGAAUAUGAUGCGGAAGAAAUAGAAGAAAUGCAAGAAGCAGAAGAUGAACCGCAAGUAUAUCCUGACGAGGAAGAUGAUGUUCGUGCAGGAGUGAGGUUUGAAGAAGUCCCCGUGUUGAGUACAACAGAUGAUUCAAAUAAAGAUGAGAAAAGGAGAACACAAAGUGGACGAUCAUUUUAUUCAAACGGAGUCAAGUAUCGACCCACAGAUAGGAAUCAAACUGACAAGCCAAGACAUGGUCAGACGUACUUACAACGAAAGAAGCCCAAGAUCAAUUUGUUAAAGAACAGGAGUGCCAUGAGAAAGAAGGCACGGUUGAAGAGAUUACAUAUCUCAUUAUACCAGGCUAUCGCAUCAAAGAUUCGUGACGAGGUGUACACAAGAGAAGUAGUGUCAUUUAUUCAGCGGUAUUAUCUUAACAAAGGAUUAAAGAUUUUCAAAGAACGAGGAAAAGAAGCUGCACUAAAGGAACUUGAUCAACUGAUCAAACGAAGUUGUUGGACACCCAUCAGCAUUGGUGAAUUGACUGAAUCCAAGAAGAGGAAAGCAGUCGAUGCAAUGAUGUUACUGGCAGAGAAAAACAGUGGUGAUAUCAAAGGCCGUUUUGUGUAUAAAGGAAAUGAGACAAGAGACUGGCUGUCUAGAGAGGACACAGCUAGUCCAACUGCAUCGCAUGAAGGUAUCUGUUGCACAGGAGUGAUUGACGCGCACGAAGGUAGAUGCAUGAUGUCAAUGGACAUUCCAAACGCAUUCAUUCAGACCUUGAUGCCAGAUUUAGGUGAUGGAGAAGAUCGGGUGAUCAUGAAGGUAACUGGACUGAUGGUCCAAUAUAUGAUCGAUUUGGACCCGACCUAUCGCGAUUAUGUUGUUUAUGAGAAUGGCAAGAGAGUGAUCUAUGUUGUGAUCCUUCGUGCCAUAUAUGGGAUGUUGCAGGCCUCGUUGCUGUGGUAUCAAAAUCUGAGAGCUUCUCUAGAGGAGUAUGGCUUUGUUUUUAAUCGAUAUGAUCCCUGCAUUGCCAACAGAAUGGUUAAUGGCAAACAAUUGACAAUCAGGUUCCAUGUUGAUGACGUUUUGGCGAGUCACAUGGAACAACAAGUACUUGAAGAUUUUUUCACAUGGGUGAAUGAGAAAUAUGGUGGCUUAAAAGAGGUCACAUGUACUAGAGGUAAAGUUCAUACUUAUUUGGGUGUGACAUUGGAUUUUUCAAAGAAAGGAAAAAUGAAAAUUCGCAUGGAUGAUUAUGUGGAUCGCAUGCUGAGUGAGUUUCCAGUCAAGUUUAAGGACAAUGAGGUCCAGGAGACACCAGCCGGAAAUAAUCUACUGGAGAAAGGUAAAGGGGCACCGCUUGAGAAGGAACGACAUGAAAUGUUCCAUUCGUUUGUUGCCAAAUCGUUAUUUUUGUCAAAACGUGCUCGUCUGGACAUCAGUCCAACAGUAUCGAUUUUAGCAUCAAGGGUGCAAUCUCCGAAUCUGGGUGAUUGGCACAAACUAGUUCGAUUGAUGAGAUACAUUCAUUCUACGAAAGGAUGGCAUCUGACAUUGAGCGCUGAUGAUUUGCGCGUGAUUAAGUGGUAUGUCGAUGCAUCAUUUGCUGUUCAUCCAGACUUCAAAAGUCAUACUGGAGCUGUGAUGACAAUGGGCACUGGAGCAGUGCAAGCAAUUACACGAAAGCAGAAAUUGAAUUGUGACAGCAGUACACAUGCUGAACUAAUUGGAGUCCAUGAUGCCAUGUCAAAUAUUUUAUGGACCCGCUUAUUUAUGGAAGAACAAGGUUACCCAAUCGAGAAGAAUAUACUAUACCAAGAUAACAAGAGUUCGAUCCUACUUGAAACAAAUGGGAGAUCAAGCGCCGGGAAAAGGAGCCGUGCGCUAAAUAUCCGGUAUUUCUUUGUGACAGAUCAAGUCAAAUUGGGCAACAUUACUAUUGAACACAUGCCAACUGAUGAAAUGUGGGCAGAUUACAUGACAGAGCCUUUACAGGGCGAAAAGUUUCGCAAAUUCCGGGCUGUAAUCCAAGGUGAGCAGGAUUAG